AUGGGAUUCCGCACAGGAUUUGUAAUUGGCAGUAUCCUGUUUAUUUAUGGACUUCUGUAUAUUAUGUCGUCCUAUGACUACCCUCUUCUCUUCCAUGGGGCUUUUGGAAAAGAAGAGGUGCGCAAUGCUAUCGACUUUUACUUGUCGAUUUACUCAGCUCCUCUCAGUGUGAAAGCACUUAUUCAUGCUAUAAUUGGUCUUGGUAUGAUUGGUAUUGUUGCCAAGAUUGUGCGCUGGCAAGAGAAUGACAAGUAUUUUGGCUCGAUCAGCCUUUUGCUGUAUUUUGUCAGUGUUCUGAUGUACAUUGGUGUGAACAUUCCCAAUAUGCGUGCUCUCAAGUAUCCAGAUGAGAUGCGCAUUGUGCACCGUGCUGUAUUUGAUGCCGAAGCGUACAGGAAGGUGGAGAACUAUGACUUCAAGCCACUGUCAGAGCGGGAGACGACUUCUGUUGUGCAAGUGAUCAGUGCUACGAAUGUCAUUAUCACAGUGCUCCUGGCUGGUGUGCUUUUGAUGCAAAUCGGCGAGUGGUAUGCCGUCCGUUUGGAUCGCAUUGCGGAGAACAAGAUGCGCCAGGAAUCGAUCGCUAAGCUUGGUGCUCAACGUGGAGACGAGAAGAAGAAGAAUUAG
Molecule: messenger RNA, 627 nt
Organism: Malassezia pachydermatis
Lineage: Eukaryota; Fungi; Basidiomycota; Malasseziomycetes; Malasseziales; Malasseziaceae
Exons: 2
Coding region: 1-627 (208 amino acids)
Biological process (GO): endoplasmic reticulum to Golgi vesicle-mediated transport
Cellular component (GO): endoplasmic reticulum membrane
Source: RefSeq, a predicted model, not a curated record